This is a messenger RNA of Spirodela intermedia, 4319 nucleotides long. The record is from the annotation of a GenBank genome assembly. Lineage: Eukaryota; Viridiplantae; Streptophyta; Magnoliopsida; Alismatales; Araceae.
AUGAAGGGCGGCGGCGGAGGUGGCUUUGUGAGGGCGGACCAGAUAGAUCUGAAGACCCUGGACCAGCAGCUGGAGCGGCACCUGAGCAGGGUCUGGACCAUGGAGAAGAAGAAGGAGGAGGGUGAGGGAAGCGGCGACACCGGCAAGGCGAGGGAGGAGUGGGAGAUCGAUUCGUCUAAGUUGAUCAUCAAGGGAAUCAUCGCACGCGGCACCUUCGGCACCGUCCAUCGGGGCGUCUACGACGGCCAAGACGUCGCCGGUGAGUCCCCCUGACGCCCGCAUGCACGUACAUUCUUGGAGAUCACCGGUGGGAGAGAGAUGGACGAACUCUUUUCCACUGUGUUUUUCAUGGGUUUCAUGUUCGAACCUGACUUCUCGACGGUUUCUCUUUCGGUUCAUGCGGCUUUUCCUUUCAUCUUGGUUCCAUCGACGGGACCAUUCUUGUUCAUCUCUUCAACCCAGUUGCGGAGACGAGAGUCCGUAGAACUUCUUCUACUUCCACCCAUUUGUUCCGUUCUUCUUUGUUUUUCAUUGAUAACCAAAUUCUCUUCCGAUGAGAACUGAAGGUACUUUGGAUUUCGAUGAGAAGAACAGGGAGAUGAUAUUAUCUAGCUAUAGUUUUCUCGUAUUUCUUCCUCGCGCUCUUCUGUCGUUCCGCGUCUCUUUCUCUUCUGAACUUUUUGGGGAGUCACGGGCCCAUUAAUGGCUGUCUCCUGUCCAUCAGCUUGCUCCUGUGAAGCCCGUGAGUCCCACAAUGGCAAGUGGGGAUGGUUUCAAUGGCUUUUAUUCACUUCUUUUUCCCACUGGGUUUUCUUUUGCAUACCUUUCAUGUGAUACCCACCAGCACCCAUUGAUCCCUGAUCACGUGAUCUCAUGGGGGUACUACAUCAUCGGCAGAAAGCCAGGCAUUGUUUAUAAUAGAAACGACAGUUUCUUUAAUUCACAAAACCCUUCAGAAAAUGUAAAAAUUGAUGAAAGCUCACGAUCGAUUAUUUUUUUCCAAAUUAAAAAUUACAAAUUGGGGGCAAUGAGUUUUCAGGUAGCAUGUUCUUCAACAUACUUUGCUUUUUAAUUGUCCAUUGGGUACUCUCAGGGAAUCGGAGUUCUCGAUAUAUCUAAUGAGCAAGCUGGGGGUGGUUGCUGGUAACCAGUGGGGAUUAAACCAAUGUCAUUACAAUACUUGAGUACCCGACGGAGUUAGAAUCCUAGUUUUUUGGUCGAUUCAACAAAGAUCCCGUCAAUAAGUUGAUUGAAAAUAAAAGAAGAAAAUUUCCACUUCAAAGGAGCUUUUGUAAUUAUCAAGCUUAGAAUGAACCUUAUUGUGUGUGGAAUAUAUUGUUAAUCUUUACUUGGUUGUUGCCUUGAGGAACUUUUAAGUUACACUGAUGGUUGCAAUUAUUUUAUUUAUUUUUGGUGGGGCCGCGGGGAAGUUAUACUAAUCAAACCCACGUGAAAGAUCCUUGCCAUGAUCUCAUUAUUCGUAUAGCUCUAAAUAGGAAGCAGCCAAGGAACUCGAGUGAUGUGUGCCUCUCUGUGUUUCUUUUCACACCUUGGUUUAUCAUUAGUGAUGAAUAAAAUAAUAUUUAUUAUUGGAAUUUGGUUUUAACUCGUGAGAUGACCGAUGUUGAGUUAGGUUGGAAGUUUGAAUGUAAGCUUCACUUGUUCAGUCUUAUAGGAUUUUUGAGGGGGGGCGUCUUUCACUGUGCGCAAUCAUGGAGGAGUUGACUGUGAAGAGGUAGAUGCCUUCUGAAGAGGCAUGCCACUAACAAUGGCUCCUUCGCCAAAAGCCAAAAAAAUGUAUUUACUAAUUUUUAUACAGAAAUGAUUACUUAAGUUCUGUGUUAUGCAGUAAAAUCAUCCUAUGAACCUCAGAGAGAACCAAAUGGGCCAAUAUUGCCUGGCCCCGGAACCAGAAGUGGUAAUUGUUGAUGAUUCAGACCCCAGUUUUCUAGACCUCCUGAUCACCGAUACAUUGACUUCAAGUAAAGCUUCCUGCUAUCAGACGUCUAUUCCUUAUCUUAGCUGGCGGGUACCGUGUCCACCCAUAUGUUUAUUAUUCUCUAGAUUUUUCCUUUCAUGUCAUGUGUCACUUGAUGUAUAAAAGCUCCUCUUUGGAAAUGAUCCUCCUAUCUGCAUUUCUUCCGUAUGAAUGGACAUUUUUUAUUUCAUAAAUUUCCCGCUAACCAUAGUCAGGCUGAUAUCUAGUUCCACCUCUUGUUCAUAGUCUUUUGGCCAGAUCUCCCUUACAUAGAUCAAUAAACAAGGAAACAUAUACCGUCUCUCUGUACUUUGCCUGCUCUGUGUGCAUCUGAAUACCAGUCUCCUGUAGUCUUAAAUAAUUAGUUUUUUAAGUUGAGAGAGAAACCUUUUUCUGGAGUAUUAAUCCUGCAUCGUAGCUUUGAUUCCCCCAAUUUUGCUGGAAUCACUGCGUUGCUGAAUUUAAUUCUUUUUUUGAGAGCCAUUAGCUUUAAUGCACUAUAGUUAAGGCUGGAUCUUGUUACUUUUGUUUAUUUUCUUGGUUAUAAAUCUGUUUCCUUUUGUGCCUUGUUUCUUGUAAGAACUUACCAUUCGACAUAUUUAUCCCUACCUUGAUGAUUUUAUGUCGAUUCAUUCCAAUUGGAUCUAAUUUUUCCUCUAUUGUUGACGGAGCAUAUUUUCCUAACAUUUAAUUUGUAUUCCAUUGCUAAAAUUAAAUCCUAUACCGGAACUUGUCGGUGUGUAAUUAUGUUAACCAUAGAUGUCUUAUUCAGUCAAGUUGCUGGACUGGGGCGAAGAAGGUAGCAAGACAGAGGCAGAAGUUGCUUCUCUUCGAGUGGCCUUCACCCAGGAAGUUGCGGUCUGGCAUAAGCUUGAUCAUCCCAAUGUAACAAAGGUAUUCAUCCUCAGUAUAAGCUGCUUCUCAGUGAGGGCUUUGUAGAAAUCCCUAUGUUUGAGUAAAUUGCACAUAGAAAAGCCCCAUGACUGUUACUAAGUUCAUCAUUAGAUAGUAAGACUGGGCUAUGUGGGUUCGUGGUUACUGCCCAAUCUACCAGUUAAUUUCUAUGUGAAAUAUUGAAUUUUUUUCAGUAAUGGGACGAGCUUUAUUCACAUAUUUCUUCCAGAAUUGGAAAUACCCCUAGAAAAGGUCACAAAUCUGAAGCUUUCUUUGCAGUUUGUAGGCGCUAUUGUGGGCACGGGAGAUGUGACUAUCCAAACUGAGAAUGGUCAACUUGGGAUGCCCAGCAAUCUCUGCUGUGUUGUUGUUGAGUAUCUUCCAGGGGGUACAUUGAAAUCAUACCUUAUUAAGAACAGGAGAAGGAAGCUGGUUUUCAAGGUUGUUGUUCAACUUGCCCUUGACCUUGCUAGAGGGUAAGCUUCCCCACUUCUAUCUAAGCUGUUAGUUUCAUAUACUCUUCCUACGAGUUCAAGUGGGAUCUUAUCUCAUAAGAAUGGCAUGGGUUUCGCUGCAACUAGGCUUAGUUAUCUUCACUCCCAGAGGAUUGUUCAUCGGGAUGUGAAGACGGAGAACAUGCUCUUGGACAAGGCCAGAACAGUAAAAAUUGCAGAUUUUGGAGUUGCCCGUGUUGAGGCCCAGAAUCCCAACGAGAUGACCGGAGAAACAGGAACUCUCGGCUACAUGGCACCUGAGGUAGAUUGAUUCCCUGUGAAUAUUUUCAAUAUCAUUGCUAGCAGUGAGAGAUGAUACUAAUCUGAUUAGAGAUGUGAGAGAAAGAGAUAAAUCCAUUCAACUUGCACUAUCUGAUUAGAAAAAAAAAAAAGAAAAAAAAAAAAGAGGAGAAACUUGCAGGUUUAAGCAGCGGCUGACUGACUGGUCCCAGAUUUACUAUGAGAGAACACUCUUGUGGCCAGUUCUUCUCGCUGAUUUCUUUGCCCCAAAUCUAUCUCAGGUUCUCAAUGACAACCCAUACAACAGAAAAUGUGAUGUCUAUAGCUUUGGCAUCUGCCUGUGGGAGAUAUACUGCUGUGACAUGCCUUACCCUGAUCUCACCUUCUCAGAGAUUUCAUCAGCAGUUGUUCGACAGGUGAGUUUCUAUUCUCCCCAGUAGUAUUCUUUCCAUUUUCAGCAUCUUGAGUUGUGAAUAAAUAAAUAAUUGUACCCGUUUGGAUUUCAGAAUCUGAGGCCUGAGAUUCCAAAGUGCUGCCCAAGCUCGUUGGCUAAUGUGAUGAAGAGAUGCUGGGAUGGGAACCCAGAUAAAAGGCCCGAGAUGGACGAGGUGGUGGGGUUGUUAGAGGCCAUAGACACCUCCAAGGGAGGAGGGAUGAUCCCCCCGGAUCAGCAGCAGGGUUGCCUCUGCUUCCGCAUGCACAGAGGUCCCUGA